Molecule: messenger RNA, 274 nt
Organism: Staurois parvus
Lineage: Eukaryota; Metazoa; Chordata; Amphibia; Anura; Ranidae
Source: the annotation of a GenBank genome assembly
GACCAGAGGCGGACUGACCAUUUGGAAACUCGGCACUGCCCGAGGGGCCCGGGGUCAGUAGGGGGCCCCAUGAGAUGCCCCUGGUACCUUUUUCAUAGGCUUUUUUUGAGUUUGGGCAAGGACACAGGGGCCCCAUGAUCCCCUAUUGCCCAGAGGCCCCAUGAGUUGUCAGUCCGCCCCUUGAUGCCUGCCCAUGCCCAUCAGUGCCACCUAUCAGUGCCUCCUCAUCAGUGCUGCAUAUCAGUGCCCAACAGUGACGCUUAUCAAUGCCCAU